GGUGAGCUACUCAGUGAUUGCUCUAUCGGUGUCUUUGGCGAUAUGUAGAAUGCUGCUGCCGGAUAUACUUUCCCUGGAGUUUCUUGCCGGCUGCUGUUCCCCUGUGUCUCGACGAUUGGGCAUGGGAGUAUCGCUGUAAUCGCAAAGCCACACAGAAGGCAAUGGAUUGACGGAUCCUUAUUAUACUGUUCUUUUCCUGCCGCUUCUUCUCCAAUUGUGGAGAAUUCCUGUCGACUGCCGAAAGCUAGCUCAUAGACUGAAGUUAUUCUGACGGGGUGAAGGUCAUGGCGCAAGCGAUCGGACCGGUGGGUGGCCUUUAUGGGCAGGUUGACCGAUCCACACUGUUCGCAGUACUCGAGCCGUCAGAGAAUGGCAGAGGCCACUGUCGUACUGAAGUAUGCGCGCGCUAUCAUCUCUUCUUCUCCUCCGCCGCCGCUAAGGCCUCCUCCUCUUCGCUGGUGACCAUCUCUGCAAGCACUGUCUCGUCUCUUACUGGUGGUGACACUCGUGGUGCCGUAAGCAAAGGAAAGCUUGGGUCAGCGCAUGCGGCGCUGGCAUAUUAUUCGCAUCAUCAGGCUGUUCGGAAUAUUGAUCACGACUCCUGCACGUGCUGCUUGGGAGUGUUUACCGAAUUUUGCGCUCGCUGUUGCCGCCAUCCCUUUCAUUAUGGAGGGCGGAGGGCAGUUGGCUGCAGUAACUACGAAGUGUCCGUCAACCCGCUCUCCUCAAAUUGGCGCCAUGCCAAUGGCGGCGCGCGGGAAAUCGGCCUAUUAAGGAGUAAUGAAAGGCCUGGGCUGAAGAGUGCCAAUAGGGAUCAUCGGUCAUCAAAGACGCAGGAAAUCGUGAGUUCUGGUGAUCUGGAGCCUGAGGAAAUCGCCUGGGACAAAAGCCUUGCCAAUAGCGUGCAUCUGAUUGGUCGGGCUGGGCAUGACGUGGAUAUCAAGUAUCUGGACACGGGGAAGAUCGUGGCUAAUCUACGGCUGGCAGUGAAGCGACUGGGCGCGCCUGGUCAGAAUCCGGAACCGGAUUGGGUGGUGUUGGAGCUUUGGGGUGAUUUGGCAGAAACGGCCGCUAAUUUCGUUCAGAAGGGUCGCGUCAUCUAUGUCAGCGGGAGGUUGGCGGUCGACACGUGGACGGACAGAGACACAGGGAAGAAGCAGUAUGCCACGAAAGUGGUUGUCAGCGCUCUGAAGUUCAUAGCAGCCUCUUCGGAUUCCACGUCGAGAGAAGAUGGAGUAAGACGAAGCUCAGGAAUGAUGGGUGGUACAAGAACGCUGAUGCCGAGUUCUCCUAUGUCGGAAGCAGGAGCGGGAGCUGGUUAUUCGUCCCUGUCGUCGUUGCCGCUCUCCUCUCCCUCUUCGGUAUCGUCCCCGGCCAAGUCUGGCAGUCGCUGGCAAGGAGGGGGUUGGUCCUCUGCCUCUCCUUCUUCCCCUUCCCCUUCUGUGAGCGCGUCCUCUUCUUCCACCUCGACUUGGUCGGCCAUGGCUUCCGCUCAGGAGCAGCAGUGGAAAACGUUUUUCGCCGAUCCUGACUCGUGGUGGGACAAUCGGAUUGGCAAGAGGAACCCUCGAGCUCCUGACUUCAAGCACAAAGAGACGAAGCAAAGCUUGUGGUUGGGAGGUAGAGGUACCCCUGCUUGGGUAGCAGAUCGAGUAGCGGCGUGGGAUAGAGCGAAAGAAGAUGCAAGCGUUGCCAAUAGGGAAGCAGGAGUUGCGGCAGGUGGGGGAUUGUACAAAGAGUUGCACGAAACGGAAGUCGCAGAUGGCAGGGAAGGAGUGGAGGAAGAAGAUGGCGAUGACGACGAGUUGCCUUCUUCGGAGGAUGAAGGUUUACUGGGCGGCGGCAUGAGGAAGUGGGAGAGAAAGAUGGAAUACAACGCUGUCAGCAACGGUGGUCCGCUUGUGGAAAGGGGAAGAGGUCAUGGGCUCUUCAGCGAUCAGGACUUCGACGACAUUGCUUUUUGAUUUUGACGUGUGCCGUUCCACCAUGACUUUGUUUCUCUCUCUCUCUCUCUCUCUCUAUUUUCUCUCUCCCUCUCAGCUCCCCCAUUUUCCGGACUCGUCAUCACCAUCCAUCUUUCUCUCUGAGGCCAUAUUAUUGCCCUGCCUUGAACAGCUGGAGUUGAGGAUGAGGAGGGGCGCAGGGAAGUGUGCCGUGUUGGAGGCUUAGGAACGGAGAUGACGCGGGGCUUUCUUCAUCCUUCGUCCUGAAGAACCUUUUGCCUGGUGUUGUUCGCUGUCGUCAUUUCUAAAAUGAAUGGGUGCCGGAGAGCGAGUGAACAGCAAAGUUUGCGGUGAGCCGAAGGUAAGCAAAACGCGCCGAUGAAGAAGUUCAAUAAUCAUUGUUUUUGCGCUCUGUUGCAUCUGUCACCCGGUUUUGUCGAAUGGGAACUGUUGGGCUGCCGGUCACGUGCUUGGUCUUGUGUUUGUGGGCUGUUUGGGUGAUUGUACAGAGGCUCGGCGGCCACCGAAGCUUCGGAUGUUAUUCUCUUCGUGUGUGGCUUGCUUCGACCGAUGGGCGAAGGGAGGGAGUUAGAAGGGAACGGGAGGAGGCGACUGAUGGUGAUGUGGGAGGAGGGAGUCGAGGGGAGAGGUGUGAGGAGGUCCCGUAUUCCUCUGUUCUCAGAUGUAGAAGAGCACGGACGGACGGACGUGGGAGAGAGGAAGGAGCAUUGGGAGGGGGAAGAGUAGGCAACGACAGGGGGAGCAAGGAAGAGAAGACGGUACGUAGUGAAAGACAUGGUGGGACCUUAGAUGUUCGUGGAUGGAUAGAAACCCGGCGCUAGUGGAGGCAGGAGGGAGGGGGAGGAUAGAGGAGGUAUGGAGUGAAACGGAGCAAGCAGGAAUGAAGAGGUACGGGGAGAAUGAAACCAGAGAGGGAGAGGAUAGAGGGAGGGAGUGGGAAUGGAGGGCAAGAGGAGAGGUAGAGAUGGGGAGGAGGGGAAAAUUCGAUGGAUGGAGUACAGAGACGGAGAGGACCAGCCAUGUUCUUUUGAAGUACAGAGACGGAGAGGACGAGCCAUGUUCUUUUGGAGUACAGAGACGGAGAGGACGAGCCAUGUUCUUUUACAGGCCCUUCCUGGCAAGCUUUUCCCGAGAGGUCGGCAGGAAGCCAGGCAAAGACGUGAUUGAACGCAUAAGGAGAAAAGGGGAAGGAUAAAAGGAAGGAAUUAGGAGAGGGAGGUGGGGAGUGGGGGGAAACGAGUAGGCGUAGAGAAAGGAGGUGGUGAAGACGAAUGAAGGCCUUAUUGCUUUCUUGAUCAGAAGAAAGAAGAGGUGAAAAAGACGGACCUUCGGAGGGGUUCUCGCGGCCUCCUAGACCUAAGAACCCUCUUCCUGGCUGUCUCGUCUUUCUCCCCAAGCCACUGACACCACAAUCUGCGGACGAGGUAAUGUGUAGGAGGAAGAGGGAGUGAGAGAGGCGGGCAUGGGACGAGAGAGGAGAGAGAAGAAGUGAAGGCGAUUGGCGGAAUCUGGGAUUGUGUCAGUUUGAGGAAGCACAAGUGCACCCGGAAGUUGUGUUUGAUUUUUCCCCUUCCCCAUUUCUCGUUCUCAGAAUCCAUUCUUCUUGCCUGUCUUGCCCCGUCCCCCACUGCCAGUGCGGCUGUAUUUUCUAGAGGGUACUGGCAGUGCGGCUGUAUAUUCUAGAGGGUACUGGUUGGCUUACUGUAGCAGUUUAGUAUUAGAUAAAUAGUGAAGCGAGUGCUCAUCUUCGUCUUCCCCUCCCCUCGCCCCGGUUAUUCACCCUCUGGCAUAUCGCGGUGUCCGGUCGACGCUGUGCUUACAUAUCUACUUGGUACAUACUGGGAGUAGUGAUGCUGGUGAUGAUCCGUUGUACAACAUCCUUUUUCGAUGUGGAAUAGAAAAACGUUUUUGAAAGGAAAUAGGAAAGUCAAAAUGAAAAGAGUCCUGAAAC
Molecule: messenger RNA, 3915 nt
Organism: Chara braunii
Lineage: Eukaryota; Viridiplantae; Streptophyta; Charophyceae; Charales; Characeae
Source: the annotation of a GenBank genome assembly